This is a messenger RNA of Monascus purpureus, 3759 nucleotides long. Lineage: Eukaryota; Fungi; Ascomycota; Eurotiomycetes; Eurotiales; Aspergillaceae. The record is from the annotation of a GenBank genome assembly.
GUUGGCCUUCCGGAAGCACAGGCAUCUGCCAUAUCCUCUUUAUCACAUAAAAAAUCAUCUUCAUAUAUCUCUCUCCUAAAAGUCUUCUCUCCCCUUUCCUCCACGAUGCCUCCGCGCAAGCGGUCACAGGCUGCCAACUCCACUCCAACAACCGCUGCGAAUCCUCCUCGGCGCAUGCGCUCUUCCCAAUCUAAGCAGUCAUCACAACCAGCAAAACCGGCACAGGCUCCCGAGCAGCAGGAUGGCCCAAAAAAGGACGACUCGCCGUUUUACCCGUACCGUCACCGGGAUCCCUUCGAUGCACUCCUCGAGCCCUUUUAUUAUAGCAAGUCCCUGACGGACCCGAUAGAUACCCCUCGCGAUAAAUGGAAUUUGGUCCCGGCGUUUCUCAAGGUCAAGGGGCUAGUGAAACAGCACAUUGACUCAUACAAUGAUUUCAUCGAGGUGCAGUUGAAGAAGAUCAUCGAGUCGAGUUCGACGAUCCGCAGCGACGUGGACCAUCAGUUCUUUAUCAAGUUUACAGAUAUCUACCUCGGUUCUCCUCGACGCGCAGAUGAGCCACAAGAUGCCGAUUUCAACUCAGAGUCCACCGUGACACCGCAGGAGUGCAGGCUUCGUGACACAACUUAUGCAGCUCCUAUUCAGGUCGACUUCGAAUACCUCCGUGGCAGGCAAAGAGUGAGGAAGAUGGGCAUGUGCAUUGGAAGAAUUCCUGUCAUGCUUCGUAGCUCCAAAUGCGUGUUGGCGAACAAGACACCCUCCCAGAUGAGUGUGCUGAACGAGUGUCCACUGGAUCCUGGCGGCUAUUUCAUUGUGAAUGGCACUGAAAAGGUCAUUUUAGUUCAGGAGCAAUUGAGCAAGAAUAGGAUCAUCGUGGAGACUGAUCCUAAGAAGGAGAUUGUACAGGCUUCGGUUACAAGUUCUACGCACGAGCGAAAGUCGAAAAGUUAUAUUGUUCUUAAAAAGGAAAAACUUUAUUUGAAGCACAACGUGCUAAGCGAAGAUAUCCCCAUUGUUAUUCUGUUGAAAGCGAUGGGCGUCCAUACAGACAAAGAAAUGCUAUUCCUGGUGGCCGGUAUGGACAAAGUAUACCAGGAAGAUUUCGCCGUCAAUUUCGAAGAGGCUAUCAAACUAGGCAUAUUCACUCAGCAACAAGCUCUCGAAUGGAUUGGUGCGCGCAUUAAGAUCAACCGGAAAAUGUCGAAUUAUACCAAAACACAUAUACAAGAGGCGGUUGAGGCGAUCGCAUCUGUUGUCAUCUCUCACGUUGAAGUCAAGGAUAUGAAUUUCCGACCCAAAGCGAUCUAUGUCGCUCACAUGGCUCGUCGAGUUCUGAUGGCCAAGAAUGAUGCAUCUUUGGUUGACGACCGUGAUUACCUUGGAAAUAAGAGAUUGGAGUUGGCUGGCCAACUCCUGGCUCUUCUAUUUGAAGAUCUUUUCAAGAAAUUCUGCUUCGAUGUCAAGAUGAACAUUGACAAGGUGCUGAACAAGCGUAACCGAGCCGAGGCUUUUGACGCCUGGAAUAUCAUGAGGAUGCACAGCAAUCACAUCACUCAGGGAAUGAACCGUGCUAUUUCGACUGGAAACUGGAGCCUGAAGCGUUUCCGUAUGGAACGUGCUGGUGUCACCCACGUACUCAGUAGGUUGAGUUACAUAGCUGCGCUGGGUAUGAUGACUCGUAUUAGCAGUCAGUUCGAAAAGACUCGGAAGGUCUCCGGUCCUAGAGCGUUGCAGCCGUCACAGUUCGGCAUGCUUUGUCCGGCAGAUACCCCAGAAGGAGAAGCAUGUGGUUUGGUGAAGAACCUGGCGCUUAUGACGCACGUCACAACCUUUGACGAAGAGGAACCGAUAAGGAAUCUGGUCUUCAUGCUGGGUGCGGAAGACAUCGAGACAGUUGGCGGGAGAGAGCUAUACAGUCCUGGUUGUUACACGAUAUCUAUCAACGGUACGCCAAUGGCAUUGACCAGACGACCGAAAUACUUUCUCGAUUCGUUCCGGAGACUACGCCGCAUGGGUCGGAUAUCCGAGUUCGUCAGCAUAUACAUCAAUCAUCACCACACGGCAGUCCAUAUUGCCACGGACGAUGGACGGAUUUGCAGGCCCCUCAUCAUUGUCGAGAACGGCAAAUCUCGAGUCAAAACGCAUCAUCUCGAGAAGCUACGGGAAGGGAAAAUGGCGUUUGAUGAUUUCCUUGCCCAAGGAUUAGUUGAAUACCUUGAUGUGAAUGAGGAGAACGAUUCGUACAUUGCCGUCUACGAGAGAGAUAUCAGGGACACGACUUCUCACCUCGAAAUCGAACCGUUUACUGUCCUCGGAGCGGUGGCCGGUCUCAUUCCUUACCCCCAUCACAAUCAGUCGCCGCGUAACACGUACCAAUGUGCUAUGGGUAAACAAGCCAUCGGUGCUAUCGCGUCGAAUCAGUUUCUUCGCAUCGAUUCCAUUCUUUAUCUCAUGGUAUACCCACAGAAACCUAUGGUCAAGUCCCGCACCAUCGAGCUUGUCAAGUAUGACCAGCUGCCAGCUGGCCAAAAUGCUACUGUUGCGGUUAUGAGUUACUCGGGAUAUGAUAUUGAGGAUGCCCUUGUCCUGAAUAAGGGCUCUGUUGACCGCGGCUUCGGGCGAUGCCAGGUAUUCCGGAAAUACCUUACGACCCUCAAGAGUUAUCCGAACGGUACAAAAGACAGACUCAGCCCUCCAACAUAUGAGAACAACGCUCCCAUUCGAAAACACGCACUUCUUGAAAGCGAUGGUCUGGCUGCUGUCGGUGAAGAGGUCAGCGCGGGCGAGGUCUACAUCAAUAAGGCCACCCCCGACCAGUCACCCACGUCCGGGCUCACUGGUUCGGAAGUCGGCCAACCGGUCGCGUAUUUAUCCACGCCGAUGACUUACAAGCUUCCAGACCCUGCAUACAUUGAUAAAGUCAUGCUCUCUGCGACAGAAGGAGAAAGUGAACUUAUCAAGGUGCUAACACGACAGACCCGUCGCCCAGAGGUCGGAGACAAGUUCUCUUCCCGACACGGACAAAAGGGUGUCGUUGGGAUCAUCGCUGACCAAGCGGACAUGCCAUUUUCCGACAGAGGUAUCUGUCCGGACAUCAUCAUGAACCCCCAUGGUUUCCCGUCUCGCAUGACAGUCGGCAAGAUGCUCGAGCUUGUCGCGGGAAAAGCGGGCGUUCUAUCUGGCCAGCAUGGCUACGGCACCUGUUUCGGCGGCAGUCCUGUCCAGGAAAUGUCCCAGAUCCUCAUUGACCACGGCUUCUCCUAUGGCGGGAAGGAUUACCUCACCUCCGGCAUCACAGGCGAACCGUUGCCGUACUACGUCUUCAUGGGCCCCAUCUACUACCAGAAACUCAAGCACAUGGUUCAGGACAAGAUGCAUUCCCGCGCGCGUGGACCCCGUGCCAUCCUUACCCGUCAGCCGACCGAGGGUCGUUCCCGCGACGGUGGUCUCCGUCUCGGUGAAAUGGAACGUGACUGUCUCAUCGCCUACGGAACCAGCCAGCUUCUCCUCGAACGGCUGAUGAUCUCUUCAGACCGGCAUGAGAUCGACGUCUGCGAGAAGUGUGGGUUCAUGGGCUACCUCAACUGGUGUCAGCGUUGCAAGACCUCUCGCACGGUGGUCAAAAUGGUCAUCCCCUACGCCGCUAAAUUGCUCAUCCAGGAACUGAUGAGUAUGAAUGUUACGGCGAGAUUGAAACUUGAGGACGAGUUCCCCGAUCCGAGGGAAGAAGAAAACGAAAAGAUGACGAAACCAAGGUGA